This is a messenger RNA of Colias croceus (clouded yellow), 5891 nucleotides long. RefSeq names its product brefeldin A-inhibited guanine nucleotide-exchange protein 1 (gene Sec71). Gene Ontology annotation, molecular function: guanyl-nucleotide exchange factor activity. NCBI's taxonomy places the organism in Eukaryota, Metazoa, Arthropoda, Insecta, Lepidoptera, Pieridae. The transcript has 3 exons. Bases 237 to 5372 code for a protein of 1711 amino acids. Gene Ontology annotation, biological process: regulation of ARF protein signal transduction. The record is from RefSeq and is a predicted model, not a curated record.
AAAUAUAGAUCGUACCUACCUACUUAGCAGUUUGCUGAAAUGGAUUCGCGUAAAAUUUUAAUUGCAUAAAGUUUGUGAUGUUGCCGUAUUACUGUCAUAGUGUUAUUUAAUGUUACUGUGAAAUUUUCAUGCAAUAAACUAGUGCCUCGUUGAAAAGUAUUUUAAAUGAAAAGGAAACCUGUUUAAAGUCUAACUCGACUCCGACUAGAACGAAUGGAGUGAUUAUUGCAAUAACGAUGCAAACCAACCUAAAGACUAAAGAAAUGUUUAUAGUCAGGGCUUUGGAAAAAAUUCUGGCCGAUAAGGACAUCAAACGGUCCUAUCAUAGUCAGCUCAAGAAGUCAUGCGAAGUUGCGCUAGAGGAAAUCAAAGCAGAAUUAAAGGAUGGAGGUCAAACUGAAACAACUGAGAGUCCCACUUCAGGCACAUUGCCUUUACCAAAAAAUGAUGCUUCAAAUAUCAUCACAGCCGAGAAGUAUUUCCUGCCAUUUGAACUGGCCUGUCAGAGCAAAGCGUCCAGGAUAGUGGUUACUGCUCUGGACUGCCUUCAAAAACUUAUAGCUUAUGGCCACUUAACAGGAAAUAUUCCAGAUUCUACUACACCUAGAAAGCUCCUUAUAGAUAGAAUAGUAGAGACAAUAUGCAGCUGCUUUAAUGGACCCCAAACUGAUGAGGGAGUUCAGCUGCAGAUUAUAAAAGCACUUCUCACCGUAAUCACAAGUCAACAUGUCGAGGUCCAUGAAGGAACCGUCCUGCUCGCAGUUAGAACAUGCUACAAUAUAUAUUUGGCUAGCAAAAAUCUUAUUAAUCAAACUACUGCCAGAGCUACCCUUACACAAAUGCUUAAUGUUAUUUUUACAAAAAUGGAAAAUCAAGCUCUGGAAACUGAACACACUAUUCACAAUCCUGAGUUAUACCAUAAAGUGCCUAAUGGUAAUGUUGCUGAUGAACAGUCUAAUACUAAUACAAAUGAAGAAAACAAGGAAAUACCAAAUAAAGAAGAAAUUGUUGAUGAACUUUCAGAAGCAAAAUUAAUUGCCAGACAGAUUGUAGAUUCAGUUAUAGACAAUGCAAUUUCUAUUGCUUCAAAGAAGUCUGCGGAGGAAAAUGUUGACAAUGUACCUGAUAAUAAUGAAAACCCAUCAGAUUCACAAGAUACACACAGUAUAUCUCAUGAAAGCAAUGGCCAGAUACCAAAUGAAACAAGCAUUCCAAGGAUACCAUCACAAGAAAGUGUUGAUGUUGUAUCUGAAAUUGACAAUUCAGUUACUGCAAAGUUCACACAUGUUUUACAAAAGGAUGCAUUCUUAGUAUUCAGAGCUCUAUGUAAGCUAUCUAUGAAACCUCUACCUGAAGGUACUCCAGAUCCUAAAUCUCAUGAACUAAGAUCUAAAAUUCUCUCUCUACAUCUUCUACUUUCAAUUCUCCAAAAUGCUGGACCUGUUUUCAGAAAUAAUGAGAUGUUCAUAACAGCCAUCAAGCAAUAUUUAUGUGUAGCACUAUCAAAGAAUGGAGUCAGCUCUGUCCCUGAAGUAUUUGAGCUUUCUCUUGCCAUUUUCUUGGCUUUACUACAAAACUUCAAGGUUCAUCUUAAGAAGCAAAUUGAAGUUUUCUUUAAAGAGAUUUUCAUGAAUAUUCUAGAGACAUCAAGCUCCACAUUUGAGCAUAAGUGGAUGGUCAUUCAAGCUCUAACAAGAAUAUGUGGAGAUGCCCAAAGUGUGGUUGACAUUUAUGUUAACUAUGAUUGUGAUUUAUCAGCAGCAAAUCUGUUUCAAAGACUUGUUAAUGAUGUCUCUAAAAUUGCCCAAGGCAGGCAAGCUUUAGAACUGGGAGCUACACCAAAUCAGGAAAAAUCUAUGAGAAUCCGAGGACUUGAGUGUCUUGUAUCGAUUUUGAAAUGUAUGGUAGAAUGGAGCAAAGAAUUGUACAUAAACCCAAAUAUGCAAACAACUUUGGGUGAAAGGACUGUAAAAGAAGAAAUAGAUCAUCACAGCAUUAAAUCACAUGGAGGCUCCAGUGUCAGUCUUGUCUCUACAGGAUCUAGCAAUAUUGGCAAUAGAGAAACUCUAGACUCACCUGAGCAAUUUGAAGUAUUAAAGCAACAGAAGGAAGUGUGGGAAACUGGAAUUGAUUUGUUUAACAGAAAACCUAAGAAAGGUGUGGCUUUCUUGCAAGAACAAAACUUACUUGGAACAGCUACUAAAGAAAUAGCAGAAUGGCUUCUUACAGAUGAAAGACUCGACAAGACAUUUGUUGGUGAAUAUUUAGGUGAAAAUGAUGAUCAUUCGAAAGAAGUUAUGUAUGCAUAUGUGGACUCUAUGAAUUUUGGGAACAUGGACAUUGUAGCAGCUUUACGUCAUUUCUUGGAAGGGUUCAGAUUGCCCGGCGAAGCCCAAAAAAUCGAUAGACUUAUGGAAAAAUUUGCUGCUCGAUAUUGUGAAUGUAAUCCAACAAACACUUUAUUCAUGAGCGCAGACACUGUUUACGUAUUAGCAUUUUCCAUUAUAAUGCUGACUACCGAUUUGCAUUCUCCACAAGUAAAGAACAAAAUGACAAAGGAACAAUACAUCAAGCUGAACAGUGGAAUUAGUGACAAUAACGACUUGCCCCGCGAAUACUUGUCACAAAUUUACGACGAAAUCGCUGGUCACGAGAUUAAAAUGAAGAAUACAUCUAAACCAGGCAAACAUAUGAUUGCUAAUGAAAAGAAGCGCAAAUUCAUAUGGAACAUGGAGAUGGAACAGAUUUCAACUGCAGCAAAGAACUUGAUGGAAUCCGUUUCGCAUGUUCAAACACCGUUUACGACGGCCAAACACGUAGAACAUGUACGGCCUAUGUUCAAAAUGGCGUGGACUCCAUUCCUAGCUGCUUUUUCCGUAGGAUUGCAAGAUUGCGACGACCCUGAAAUAGCGUCACUUUGUUUAGAUGGAAUAAGGUGCGCAGUUAGAAUUGCGUGCAUCUUCCAUAUGUCUCUCGAAAGAGAUGCUUACGUACAAGCUUUAGCUCGGUUCACGCUUCUCACUGCAAACUCGCCAAUCACAGAAAUGAAAGCAAAGAACAUUGACACAAUUAAAACGUUAAUAACUGUAGCACAUACUGAUGGUAACUACCUGGGAUCUAGUUGGUUAGAUGUUGUUAAGUGUAUUUCGCAAUUGGAAUUGGCUCAGCUGAUUGGUACUGGAGUGAGACCUCAAUUCUUAUCAGGAUCUGGAAUUAAACCUCAACCCGAUUCUUUAAAGUUCAGCCUUAUGGCGCUCGAUCCGAGUGUAAAAGAACAUAUUGGGGAGACAAGUUCACAGAGCGUUGUAGUCGCUGUCGAUAGAAUAUUCACUGGAUCGACAAGAUUAGAUGGUGACGCUAUUGUUGACUUCGUAAAAGCCCUUUGUCAAGUAUCCCUAGAUGAAUUAAGCCAUCCUUCCAAUCCUCGAAUAUUUUCUCUACAAAAAAUUGUUGAAAUAUCGUAUUACAACAUGGGACGUAUUAGGCUACAGUGGUCUCGUAUUUGGCAAGUUCUUGGAGACCAUUUUAAUAAAGUCGGCUGCAGUAGCAAUGAGGACAUAGCUUUUUUCGCUGUUGAUUCUUUGCGUCAGUUAUCAAUGAAAUUUAUCGAGAAAGGUGAAUUCGCGAAUUUCAAAUUCCAAAAAGACUUUUUACGUCCUUUUGAGCACAUUAUGAAGAAAAACAGCUCCCCGACAAUCAGGGAUAUGGUAGUGCGUUGCAUUGCCCAAAUGGUUAAUUCUCAAGCAUCGAAUAUAAAAUCUGGAUGGAAAAAUAUAUUCUCAGUAUUUCAUUUAGCUGCAAGCGAUCAGGAUGAAGCGAUUGUUGAUUUAGCAUUCCAGACAACUGGGAAAAUUAUAACAGACCUGUACGAAAAGCAAUUCUCAGCUAUGAUAGAUUCAUUCCAAGAUGCAGUUAAGUGCUUAUCAGAAUUUGCGUGUAACGCUAAAUUCCCCGAUACGUCGAUGGAGGCAAUAAGACUAGUCAGAUCAUGUGCGACUGCGGUUGGCACAUCGCCACAGCUUUUCGCAGAGCACGCUGGUCUUGAAGGAGAGCCCGGUGCGCCAGAAGAAGAUAGAGUUUGGUUAAGAGGAUGGUUUCCUCUGUUAUUUUCCCUAUCGUGCGUCGUUAGUCGCUGUAAAUUAGAUGUACGCACCCGAGGUUUAACAGUGCUGUUUGAGAUUAUUAAAACGCACGGUGACUCAUUCCGUCCCCAUUGGUGGAGAGAUUUAUUUAAUAUAUUAUUUAGAAUAUUCGACAACAUGAAGUUGCCAGAACACCAACUAGAGAAAAACGAAUGGAUGACUACAACAUGCAAUCACGCGUUGUAUGCAAUAGUAGACGUCUUUACGCAAUAUUUUGACAUUCUUGGCUCUCUGUUACUGGAGCAGCUGUACGCGCAAUUGCAUUGGUGCGUGCAACAAGAUAAUGAACAACUCGCUAGAUCUGGUACGAAUUGUUUGGAAAACCUAGUCAUAUCGAACGGAACGAAGUUUAACGAAGACACUUGGAGCAAGACGUGUCAAAUUAUGUUGGACAUAUUCAACAGUACUCUUCCCACUACUUUACUUACUUGGAAACCGGAAGAAAACGAGGAUGGUGAGGUAACCAACGUACGACAUGGAAUUUUGAAAAAGCCUCAAGGGGGCGAUGAAAUUAAGUCUUCAAAUCGGAUAUUUAACAGUCUUUUGAUAAAAUGCGUUGUCCAAUUGGAAUUGAUUCAAACAAUCGACAACAUAGUAUUUUAUCCUGCAACGUCAAGAAAGGAAGAUGCGGAAACUUUAGCACUAGCAGCUGCGGAGUUAACCGGGGGUCACCCUGGCACCGAACAGGAAUGUCAGCGUGAAGAACAAGGCAUGUACAGGCUUCUGAGCUCACCACACUUGCUGCGGCUCGUCGAAUGUUUAAUGUGCAGUCAUCGGUUCGCCAAGACAUUCAAUACGAAUAAUGCGCAAAGAAAUGUGUUGUGGAAAGCCAACUUCAAGGGAUCUGUGAAACCCAAUAUGCUGAAACAGGAGACGCAAUCGUUGGCUUGCGUAAUGCGAAUACUAUUUAAAAUGUAUGGCGACGAUUCUCGGCGAAGUCACUGGCCGGCUGUACAGAAAAGCCUUAUAACUAUUUGUUGUGAAGCCCUCGAAUACUUUGCGGGAUUGAAUAAUGAAGCCCACCGCGACGCGUGGACCUCCAUACUGCUUCUCAUAUUGACACGGAUAUUGAAGAUGCCCGAUGACAGAUUUGCGGCGCAUGUAUCAAGUUAUUACCCGCUCUUGUGUGAGAUCACCUGCUUCGACCUGAAGCCCGAACUCCGGUCCGUGCUUCGAAGAGUCUUCAUUCGAAUCGGUCCCGUCUUCAAGAUCGUAUCUAACACGCAAUAACACGCUUUACGUUUAAUUACAAAUGGCCUUAUAGUUUCUUAGGUUAAAGUAUGACUUUGUUAACGUCUAAAUUAGUGGUGCAAACUUUAUGUCUAAGCACGUUUGUACCGGAAAGGUUGCGCGAUCAAUAAUAAAUAGAUUCGUUAAUUUAAUAAAUUUUAUUGUAAUGACAGCAAUCAGUACUUCACUAGUAUUAAAGUGAUCUAUUAUACAUAGUGUGUAGUAGUCGUAAUGUCUUAUUUAUAUAAAUUAUCGAAGUUAAAAUUUAAAUUGUAUAGUAAUAAAACAAUGAUAGCUGUUGUAUCUAUAAAUUAAUAGUUUAUUUCUGUAUAUUUGAAUGUUUUUACAGUCAGAGGACUGGACUCACUCAUUGCAUUGCUUCUUAUUGUUUCGGCUAGACUGAUCAAACUGUGAUUGUGAUAAUUUAUUCACAGCUUUCCGUUUUCAUUUUGAGUGAUUUCAGAACUCGCAAGCAACUGAUUAUAUUAUUCAUUAUUAUAUAAUAAAAUAAUAAUUAAA